GAUAACGCCAUGUUGUUUACAUACUUAAUUUGUUUGUUUGUUUUUUCAUGCGUAUUAACUUGAAAUAUUUUAACAGGCUUAUAUAGUUCCGAGAAUAUAUCAUCUUACUUCAACGAGAAAUGUUCGGUGCAUCAUAAGGGAGUGUUUUGCGUAAUUUAGUCAACAAUGCCUCCAAAACAGAGGAAAAUAGCGAUUAUGGGCUACCGCUCCGUAGGAAAGUCAUCAUUAACUAUACAAUAUGUGGAAGCACGAUUUGUUGAUUCUUAUGAACCAACCAUUGAAAACACUUUCACAAAGAAUACUAAAGUUGGUGGCCAAGAGUAUUUUCUCAAGCUUGUUGAUACUGCUGGGCAGGAUGAGUUUUCAAUUUUCCCACAGUCGUACUCAAUGGAUAUUCAUGGCUAUGUACUAGUUUAUUCUAUAACUUCCACAAGAAGUUUUGAAAUUGUUGAAAAAAUCUAUCAUCGCCUCCUGGAUAUGACUGGAAAAGUUCACGUCCCAAUUGUAUUAGUUGGCAAUAAAGUUGAUUUACACAUGGAAAGAACAGUGUCAUAUGAAGAAGGGAAAAGGUGUGCAACUAGUAUGAGAGCUGAAUUUUUGGAAGCAUCUGCGAAACAAAAUGAGAGUGUUACUGAUAUCUUCAAAACAAUCAUCAUGGAAAUUGAAAAGGCCAAUGGUAAUGUCCAAGAAAAGAGUAAUUGUUUGGUUUCAUGAUAAAAGUUUACUUUAAAACUUGCAAAAAUGCCAUGAAAGAAAGACAAGCUUGUUUAAUACUUGGUGGGUGAAUCGAGACUUAUCUGUUAGAAUUUGAAUUGUUUUUGUAUCCUUUUAUGCUAUUAAUAUUUUGUUGAUGUCAUUUUAAGAUUUUACUUUUUGUUGAAAAUACAAUCAAUUGUUGUUGACCUUUGUUUGAUCAUAGCUUAAAAAUAAAAGACAAUGAUGUUAUAAAAACUAUGCAUGUACAUAACUUUUUAAUUACAAUAAUGUUUAGUUUAUGUGUACAUAAAAUGAAUUGGUGCAAAGUACAUAGUGAAUUAUAUGUAUCUUAGUAAAAUGUUUCUUAUUGUGGUUUUAUCAAGGCAUGGUAAAAAUAUCCCAAAACUUUAUUACUCUACAAAACUUCAGCUUUUAGUUUAGCAGUAAAAGUUUUCUUUUAUACUUGUGGAACAAAUUGUGUAACUAUUGUAAUACAUCUGUAAAUUUCCUUUUUGUAGUUUGAAAAAAAUAUGUACAAUAAAAUCUUGAAUAUUAAAAACUCUUUUAUCAAUGAUUCUUUUUUGACCAAAUUUCUGGUUUUUUUUUUUUUUUCCCCUGCAGUGAAAUUACUAUUUAUAUGUGAAAGGCAUGUUUCAAUUUGCUUUUACUUUAUUCCUUAUUAAGUACAUUUGUUAAGAGUAAUAAUUACUAUCGAACACUAAAAAAAAAAAAAGAUAAAUUGAUAUGUUUUAUCUCUUCCCCCCCCCCCCCCCUCUCUUUCAUUUUUGGCCUUCCUGAAAUUAAAUCUUCGAAAUUUUACUGACUACAGUUUUCUUUUUCCCUCUUUUUUAAGUAAUAGAAAUCCUUCUAAUUAUAGUUUGAUGAUUGAUAUAUAGAUCUAGAAACUUUAAUAUAUUUUUUGUAUGCAUGUUUUUUUGUUACUUUUAUCUUCUUAUUAUUAUGUUAAUAUUUAUUUUUUUAUUGAACUUAGAGUAUGAUCGUUUGGAAAUAUAGUUUUAAUUUAGUUUGAGUUACAUGUAAAAUUGGUUAUGAAUUUAUUAAAUUAUACCAUAACAAUUAAAGAUUACUUCAUAUUAGGUUUUUCUGUAACAUUCUUAUUACUUUGUUAUUAUUGAUGUGAUAACACUUAGAUGGUUUGCCAUUUAAAAUAGGACUUCUUGUGUGAGAAAUUGAUUUUUUGAUGUAGACUUUGCUUUAUGUAAUAAAUCAACUGUAUUUCAACAUCAACUUAAUUCUGAUAGUUAGCUCAGCUUGAAAAACUUGGGAUCUUAUUUCUGUAGCGUGUUGGAAUUGCUAACCAUUUAAACUUUUUCUUUUUAGAAUGGACCAAUUUAAUGUUAAAUCUUCCUUUUUUAAUGUUCAAUAUUUGCAAAUAUGCAAAUCAUGUUUUCUUGUAUUGCCAGUAUUUAGAUAAAUAGAAUGAAAUCCUUGAGAGAAAUUAUUGAAUUUGUUUACUUAUGAAUUUUCAUUUAGUAAAAUUGCAUUCAGAAGGGAUUUGUGUGGCAUGAUAUUUUAUCUGAGUUGGUAAGAAUGAUGGAACCUUGAUUAUUGGCAUUCCUAUUCAUGGCCAGUCUUGUUUAAAUGCCAGCUGUACAGACCUUCUACUCUGCUUAUCGGCAUGCAGUACCCGCCACUAAUAAAAUCACUGGAUUAUAAAAUCGGCCGCUUUUUAAAAUCAAAACUGGAAGAACAGAAUCAUUGCAAUAUCAAAACAUGCUAAAACCAACUUUAAUAAAAUCACUAUUGCUGAUUUAUAAAAUCAAACUUUUGGACAUCAUACGUCAAAUAAUGAUAAAGAAGCACCAAGAAGUGAAGGAAUCUCAGAAGGUGAGGAAAUCUCAGUGUCUAAUUUGCCCUUUCCAAUAGACGUCAAAGAAGUGUUUGAUGUACUCUGAUGCACUAUAGAGCAAAGAGGAAAAGAUAACGUAGAAAGUUACAGAACAUUUUGAACAUUUUGUUAACUUUCAAAUUAUAUUGAAUCUUAAACUUUUCCAUUAUGGUAAAGUAUUGCUGUAUUGUUGUUUAAUUAAAACUCUUGUGCAAAUAAAAAGAAAUAUGUACCUCAUGUUUAUUUAAAAUGUCAACUGUAUUUUGGAACACUUCAAACAAAAAUAAAUGAAAUAAUUCAUUUCGUUUUUAGAGUUGUAUUUAAAUUUCAAAACCUUUCAUUUUUUAAGUGAGAGUAGGUAUGCCCGUUUAUAAAAUCGGCCGUUUUACAAAAUCAAGUGUCCUCAGAACGAAUGUGAUUUUAAUAAGUGGCGGGCACUGCAAUACCAUCAAGCUCUGGUUGUGACCUUCAGCCUUAGUAUGGUUCAUGUAGUGUUUACCAUGUGGCAGGAUCAAUUGCAAUAGUCUGCAACAGACCUACAGCUGAUUGGAAAAGAUCUGCAGGCCAUAACUCAAAUUUGAUAAAUACAAAAUAAAAUUUAAAUUUCUUUGAAGUAUGAAAUCAGUGGAUUGUACUUAGUUUUGAUUUUGUGCUUAGCAGGGCAUAUUUUAAGGAAAUUUGACUGUCCAACUUCUGCGGAAAGGAGGGGGGGAUUGUAAAUAUGCAGUUUAUGUUCCACAAAACUCGGUUUACGUGUUACGUGCUGCCAUCCAUUUGGAGUGUGAGACAUCAUUCUUUAAGAGUUUUAUUUAUUCAAAAAACUUUUGCUUGUGGGAACUGUUAGGGGUCACGCUUCCAUUUUUUUACAGAAAAAUAAAAAAUAUAUAGAAACACAUAACCCAUGGAAAAAUUUAGGAAAAUGUAGGUGGGCAAUUUCCCCAAAAAACCCCAUUAAAAUAUGCCCUGAUGCUCAGUAGGUAUUCAGUUGUCUUUUUCAACUGCUGUUCCAAGUACGACUUAGGGCCCAUGCUUUCAAAACUCAUGUUAUUAUGUCUAUAGUGCCCCUUUUGGAAGGCAUUUCUCCCCUCGACAAAAAAACUUAUUUUUAACAUUACGAAGCGUACCAUGCGUCAUGGAUUAACUUAGACAGCCCUGGAAUAGUGUUGUCGUGGGUAACAUCUGGAAUUGCUAAGAUGUUCGAGGGUCUGGGAAUAUUAUGACCAGAAAGGAUUUUGUUUUUAAAACUUAAGAUGUAUUUGAGUCAGUUUGUUUUUCGACAUAUGUUCCACUUUUCAACAUAUUCUCAUUUGGGGUUGUAAUGGAUAAACAUUUCUUGGUUUUUAGCAUACGAGGUUGCAGCACAUGAUAAACUAUGUUGUAACAUUUUCUCGUAGUUGCACAUAAUCAUUUUUUUUAAUGUCCCAUCAAUGCUUCAGCCCAAUGACUAACAAUUAAUCAGGAAUCUACUAUAUAUAUAUAUUUUUUUUUUUGCUUUUAUAAUUUUAUCUCUGGUUUUUGUGCACAAAUUGAGAACAUUUAUAAUAAUAUGCUGCUCUGUGUUUUGUAUGGUAUUGGUUUCAAUAUUAUUAUGUGUACUGUAUCAUCUUGAUGUAAAAAUUUAAUUCCAAAUACUAAUGAAAACAUGUAUGAAACUCAUUUUGUUACUAACCUUAAAAUAAACAUUUUAAAUUUCUGA
Messenger RNA from Uloborus diversus, 4241 nucleotides. Its product is annotated as GTP-binding protein Rheb homolog. The coding region runs from base 166 to 714 and encodes 182 amino acids. Gene Ontology annotation, biological process: small GTPase-mediated signal transduction. The record is from RefSeq and is a predicted model, not a curated record. Gene Ontology annotation, cellular component: plasma membrane. Gene Ontology annotation, molecular function: GTP binding; GDP binding; GTPase activity. The transcript is spliced from 8 exons. NCBI's taxonomy places the organism in Eukaryota, Metazoa, Arthropoda, Arachnida, Araneae, Uloboridae.